CCUAAGUAAUUUUCACCGCUCAUUCCACGACGCUGCAGAAACUGAAAACACCAACCAGGCAUUCCCGAUCUCGUCCAAAACAUCCCGCCGCCGUUGCCGCCGCCGCCCCUUAAACGGCGAUUAUGAAAACCUGGAAUUUGAGUCUGUAGCAUGACGCUGCCUCCUUCACGCCUCUCCGCCGGAAAACAAACCGCCGCCUUCCUAUCCUCCAUUCUCUCUUCCCCUCCUCCCCCCGAUCUUCUCAUCUUCUUCGCUGCCGCCCUUUCGUUUCUUAUCAUCGUCAAGAACCCCUUCUCAACCCCUCCCCCUCGCCUCAACCUCCGCCGCCGCAGCAGCCUCCCUCCUCAGGCGAUGAGCCGAUCCCAUCCCCCGCGUUCCACCCUCGUCUUUUCCUCGCCUGAAUCCCUUUCCGAUUGGCUUAAACCCCGCCUACCUCCCGGCGCUCUCGCUUCCUGGGGCUCCUCCCCCGGCACUAAAACUGUCAACAAUCUCUGGAUCGAGCUCUCUAAGGGAGAGAUCUCUCUCUUUAUCUCUUCUCCUUCCCGCGACUGGCAAUCUGAAGCUGCCGCAGGGGUACAAGUAGACGAUCAACCGACGAUCCCUCUUCGAGCCGUUAAUGUAGCUAUAGUGAAAAUCCGUAAUCGCCGGGGCGCUCUACUUGUCGAAUCCCACCAGCUCCUGUCCGACGGCACAGUUCGGCAACGAGGCCGGCCGCUGUCGGAGAAGAUGAGGCCAGGGGAGACAGUGGAAGACGCUGCUUGGCGAGCGGUGGAGGAGGAGCUCGGCAUCGCUGCCUCCGGCUCCGUCAAGAUCGUGCCAGAUUCAUAUGUGGUGCGGGUUGAGGAAAAGGCAUCAGUUUCAUACCCUGGCUUGCCCGCUCGGUAUAUACUCCACUCCAUUGAGGCUCGAGUUGAGAGCUUGCCGGAGGAAGGGGAGUUCUCAACAGAGGAAAUGGGGGAAGGCGAAGAGGAGCUGAGUAUUGGAUCGGCCGUGUUUGUCAGGAAGCAUUUCUGGAAAUGGAUUGACGAUUAUGAUGACAACAGUGCUCCUUGCGCAUUGUUUUCCUCUUCCAUUGAUGUUGUAUAA
This is a messenger RNA of Phalaenopsis equestris, 1086 nucleotides long. RefSeq lists its product as uncharacterized. NCBI's taxonomy places the organism in Eukaryota, Viridiplantae, Streptophyta, Magnoliopsida, Asparagales, Orchidaceae. The record is from RefSeq and is a predicted model, not a curated record. The transcript has 3 exons. Bases 151 to 1086 code for a protein of 311 amino acids.